AUGGCGGCAGAGCAAAGAAAACUGCUUGAGCAGCUCAUGGGCGGUGGUAUAGCAGCGCGGUCCUCUCAGAUCUCCCUCACCGACCCAAAAGCCUGCCGGUCCUACAUCGCAGGCACGUGCCCGCACGACCUCUUCACCAACACCAAGCAGGACCUGGGCCCCUGCGCCAAGAUCCACUCCGAGGCGCUCAAGGCCGAGUACGAGGCCCUCCCCGAGGCGGAGCGGCGGCGCCACGGCUUCGAGUACGACUACAUGCGCGACCUGCAAAAGUAUAUUGAGGAGUGCAACCGACGCAUCGACGUCGCCCAGCGCCGGCUGGAGAAGACGCCCGACGAGAUCCGCCAGACCAACGUGCUGCUCAAGGCCAUCGGCGACCUGGCGGCCAGCAUCAGCAACGGCCUGCUCGAGGUCGAGGUCCUGGGCGAGCUGGGCGAGGUCGGCCGCGCCUACGACGAGUUCUUCCGCGUGCGCCAGGCCAUGCAGCAGAAGGUCGAGCGGGAGAAGGAGCUCAAGGCGCUGAGCGACACCAGCGGGCCCAGCGGCCACCAGAAGCUGCAGGUCUGCGACGUGUGCGGCGCGUACCUGUCGCGGCUUGAUAACGACAGAAGGCUGGCGGAUCACUUCUACGGGAAGAUGCACCUCGGCUAUGCACAGAUGCGCAAGACCUAUGAGUCCUUCCCCAAGGAAAUGAGGGGCCGAUCAAGAGGAUCGAUGAUGGGCGGCGGUGGUCCUAUGGGUGGCGGUGAUUGGGGUCGUGGACCAAGGGGCCCCCGUGGCGGUGGAGGGUACAGAGGAGGUCGUGGCCGGUUCCGUGGCGGCUGGUAG
Messenger RNA from Cryphonectria parasitica EP155, 825 nucleotides. RefSeq lists its product as uncharacterized. The record is from RefSeq and is a predicted model, not a curated record. The coding region runs from base 1 to 825 and encodes 274 amino acids. Lineage: Eukaryota; Fungi; Ascomycota; Sordariomycetes; Diaporthales; Cryphonectriaceae. The transcript has 3 exons. Gene Ontology annotation, biological process: mRNA splice site recognition. Gene Ontology annotation, cellular component: U1 snRNP; U2-type prespliceosome. Gene Ontology annotation, molecular function: mRNA binding.